Messenger RNA from Symbiodinium pilosum, 183 nucleotides. The record is from the annotation of a GenBank genome assembly. NCBI's taxonomy places the organism in Eukaryota, Dinophyceae, Suessiales, Symbiodiniaceae.
GUAAAUGUCAAUCUGACCGAAGGCGAGAACCUUACUGAGUGGGCUUACUGCCCCAACCCUGCAGCCUGCCCGGGUGGGUUCCUGAAUGCCAGCGCUGCCCCGGGCCAGGCCAUCGAGGUAGUAAAUCCAAUGUGCUUGCCUGGCUACACUGGUCUGGGGAGAUAUGACUCGACAAUGCGAUGA